Cajanus cajan (pigeon pea) is the source of this 1640-nucleotide messenger RNA. RefSeq lists its product as uncharacterized. Gene Ontology annotation, molecular function: sequence-specific double-stranded DNA binding. Gene Ontology annotation, biological process: regulation of transcription by RNA polymerase II. Lineage: Eukaryota; Viridiplantae; Streptophyta; Magnoliopsida; Fabales; Fabaceae. Gene Ontology annotation, cellular component: nucleus. The record is from RefSeq and is a predicted model, not a curated record.
UCUUCCUGGCCUCAUUAAAAUUCCGGCCCAUGGGCUCAAAGCCUGAAUCAGUGACCGCAUAGCCCGUCCGGGCUCAGUCCGAAACUUACAUACCCGAGAUUCUGUUCUUAGUCCCUUGUCUCCGGUUCAAACAGUUUCCGUCUCUUUCUGCUGCUUCGCUCUCUCUGAACUUUCAUUGACGCUAGCAACCACCUUCGGCACGCUUCGUGUAACAGCACAAUCAGGAUAAAAUGACAAAUGAGAAUACAACAAACAUUGAGAUAGAUUAUGAAUAUGAAGAUUGCAAUAAUUCCAAGCGCCCAAAAAUGACUUCUAAAGUAUGGGAAGAAAUGCAGCGAAUUCAAACAAAUGAAGGCAGCAAAGUUCUGUGCAGGCACUGUGGAAAACUGUUGCAAGAUAACUGUGGAACUUCUCAUUUAAAGCGUCAUUUGAUGAUAUGCCCUAGGCGUCCUAAACCACUGGAUAUUAUUACUCAAGAUUCAAUGUCUUCAGUGUGUCUUAGAGGUUCCGGUAGUGCCAGAGAUUCUGGAUUAAACACAGUGCUUAUGGUUCGCCCAUUGAAGGUUGAACCUGAAUCACAAGUCCCGAGUUAUUGUCAGACUUCAAUUAUUCGAGCUCCAACUGCUAUUGCAUCCAUUGAAAAUUCGCCCAGUCCCAUACAAGAACUACAUCCAAAAACUAGUUCCUCUAUUGUGCUGUCUAGCAUUGAGUCUCCCAAGAAUCAAGGGGAACUGACUCUCGAUGAUGUAGAAAUGAAAGCAUUUUAUGCUUCUCUCGAUGCCGAGACCCCAGUUAUGUCACCUUCCCAAGAUACCACAGUCAUUACUGAAUCAUCCAACACCACACCUUGUGAAGAGACUAAGAAAGCUUUGAAAACACUGCAAGACCUUCUCUCCAAAGACUUCUCUGAUCUAUUGCAUACUGGACAAUCUAGUACCAUCAAAUCUGCCAUAGAAUACCUUUCCAAGUUGUCUGCAGACGAUGGAAUCUCAGCAGAAAUGAGGUUGUUGAUAUUAGAAGUUUCUAGAGAAUUCACUCGCUGGAGUUGCGACUACAACGAUGCUAGUAGGAAAAUAGACUCUGCCAGCACCAACAUCUCGAAAGCGGAUAAACUAGAAGAAAAUCUUGAAGCUAACAAGAACGAGUUCAAGGAAGUUUUGUCCUUAGAGAAUGAGUUAAGCAACCAGUUAUCAUGUUUGGAGAAAAGAAAGAAAGAGCUUGAAGAGCAAAUAAAUGCAAUUAAAGCUAACAUUUCUGUUUUUCAAACGGCUAGGAUAACAAGUACUAAGAGGAAAAGGGAAGUUUUCGAAGAAGCAAAGAUUCUCAAAGCACAAAGAGAUGAUUUGAGGGAACAAGUGCCUCACUUGAGAAAUGAGUUGGAAGUUGCCAAGAAAAACCAAGCACAUAUUCGAAGUGAAUGGUCAAAGCUUGGAGAAAAAUUUACGAAAAGCUUGAAUGGGAUGAAUUGUGAGAACUUGGAUGAUAAAUCCGUCCAGGAUUGUCAGGAAAAUUGCAUUUAACAAACUUGAAUUUCGAUUUUAACUAAUAUCAUUACCUUCAUACCAACUCCAUGACGAGCUAAAAAUAAGCUCUGAUAUUUGUUAUACCUCUGGUGAAAAAUGAAGCAUUUUUUUUACCAA